Messenger RNA from Eruca vesicaria subsp. sativa (arugula), 770 nucleotides. The record is from the annotation of a GenBank genome assembly. Lineage: Eukaryota; Viridiplantae; Streptophyta; Magnoliopsida; Brassicales; Brassicaceae.
AUGGCGUUGGAUCUUGAUCUCUCUCUUUCACCUCAUACUAAAUCUUCAAAUUUGAGGUUUGGGUUUGACCUCAACAAGCAUUGCGCGAUUGAGGCUGUUGCAUCAUGUUUGAAUACGAAACAAACACGUUUUGAGUCGAUCUUUGGGUUGAAGAAUAUGGAAGAAGAUUGUUAUGUGUCAAAACCAUGUUUGUAUUCUGACAAUGGCCAACAAGACGAGGAAGAUGAGGAUCAUUUGGAAUCCAACUCUUCUAUUGUUGAAGAUGAGGAGGAAAAUAAAGAAGUCGUGGGGUGGCCACCAAUAAAGUCAUGUAUGACAAAGUAUCAUAGUUAUCGUCAUCAUAGUCGUCAUCAUAGUCGUAAUCACCCAUAUCACCAUCAUGGUAGGAGGAUCAACAUAUCCAAUCCAAUGGCUACAAUUGAAAGAGUUCGAUCAUCAUCAUCGUCAUCAAGAUCAUCAAUGUAUGUUAAGGUGAAGAUGGAUGGUGUGGCAAUAGCUAGAAAGGUGGACAUCAAGCGUUUCAACUCUUACAACUCUCUCACUAAUUCCUUGAUCACCAUGUUUAGUCAAUACCAAGAUUGUGAUAGAGAAGAUAUAAGAUACAAACUCACCUUCCAGGGGAAAGAUGAUGGCUGGCUAUUACCAGGAGUUGUUCCAUGGAAGAUCUUUGUUGAGUCUGUUCAUCGAAUAUCAAUAAUUAGAGAUUGUCCGUGUGCAUAUACACGACUAUUGUUUUAAGGAUAAAAUAACUAAUUAAAGUGUCUACAUGA